Messenger RNA from Cherax quadricarinatus, 1779 nucleotides. NCBI's taxonomy places the organism in Eukaryota, Metazoa, Arthropoda, Malacostraca, Decapoda, Parastacidae. The record is from RefSeq and is a predicted model, not a curated record.
AGAAAUCAUUGCCACAAUAUACCAGAAAAACCAUACCACAAAAAUCAUCAUAAAAAAGGAAUUACACCACAGCACUCUUCCAUGGUUUUAGACUCAGUACCUGGGACGUAUUCAUGGGAGAAAGUCUGCUAUACUUGACGGCUACAGUGACAAGGAACUACUCAGAAGGCAAGACAUACUGUGCUUCCAUACCAGGUCAUCGCCUCGUUAUAUUCAAGACGCUUCAGCAGAAGGACAUCAUACUGGCACUCAUGCAAGAUCACUGGUUGGUGGAUCUGGUGAAGAGCAAUGCAGGGGCUGUCUGGGGAGAUGGUACCCUCGAAGAGCAAUGCAGGGGCUGUCUGGGGAGAUGGUACCCUCGAAGAGCAAUGCAGGGGCUGUCUGGGGAGAUGGUACCCUCGAAGAGCAAUGCAGGGGCUGUCUGGGGAGAUGGUACCCUCUACAAUAACACACAGCUGUACCAAACUUAUCCACUCCGAACAUUGGGCAUUUCAAACUCCAGUAAUAACGUCUAUGUCUUUUACCUCGGUUUCUUUUAUGACGGCAGCAUUAGCACUCCAAGAAAAUUUUCUUUGUCAGGUCAACCCGGCAGGAGUGAAGUGGUAAUUUAUCACUUGCAGGGCAGGAGGAAGGAGCAAUCUUGCCUUCAGAAGGAAUGUCAAGUAAUCUGCACUUAAGAGAAAGAAAGUGAAAAUGACGUUUCGGUUCGAUCUGAACCAUUGACUACAUCAGUGGACCCAAAGUUUAUCAUCACUUUCCCUCUCCAAAGUGUAGAUUAUAUUGUGUGUGGUGGUCGUGUUCCAGAAACGGUAUUUUGAGUUUUAAUUCUUUAUUUAACCACUAUUAACUAGACAAAACUAUAGAAAGAGGCAUAUUAUUGUAUAGGACGUAUUUGGAUUACUUUCAGUUUUGAAUUUGUCUAAACCAAAAUACCGUUUUAAACCAUAAUUUAUGCCCAAUUCAAAAUACCUGAUAAUCAAGUUGUCAUUUUACAUUAUUAUUAUUAUUAUAAUCAAAAAGAAGCGCUAAGCCACAAGGACUAUACAGCGCUGAUGUCAUUUUACAGAAAUCAGUGGAAGACAUGACUCGCCUCUUCUUGAUGACGAUUAACUCAAACCUUUGUCACCAGAGGUGAAGAAGCUAAGGGAUACUGAUACUUUUUCAGUAACAAUACUUCUAUAUAAUACGUUUUCAUGCUCUUGUCAAAUUAUCUAAAUAAAUUUUAUUUUUAAGAUGGAUUUUCAGUUGAGUUUAAUAAUAUAAAUAUAUAAUCAGCUCUGCACCAGCACGGAAUGUAACAGUAUACUCAAUAAAGUGUAACACAUGACGUAUUUGUAGUUAAUAAUCUAGAAUUAUAUUGCUUACUUUAUUUAGCACAAUACUGGGAAAACACUAUGUAUGAUUACGUUAGGUUUGAUUGUCUUCCAACCAAAAAAUAAUUAAAUAUAACUCAGAGCAACGAGAAAAGCAUAUAAGAUAAAGAUGAUAAAAUGUUCUGCUUCAUAAACGGAAAAUUCGCAGCUACUGAUUUAGGGGGAAGAAAACAAUGUGAGAUUUGGAGUGUUUGAGGAGCUUUUAUCAUUACCCUGUUUGACUGUCUUUAUAAAACUCAAGUGUUGCCUGUGUUUCACAGGAUGGGCUGUUAAUAGUGAAUAUCUUAUUUCAUGAAAAAAGAUAAUUUAUAUUUUUCAUUCACAUUGUUGAGCAACUAAUUAAUAUUAAGGCAUUAUGAAGGAUUCUUUAAUUCCUUUUUAUACAAUAUUUCUUCACAGAAGAUCA